Molecule: messenger RNA, 508 nt
Organism: Racocetra persica
Lineage: Eukaryota; Fungi; Glomeromycota; Glomeromycetes; Diversisporales; Gigasporaceae
Source: the annotation of a GenBank genome assembly
AUGUCUGAUGAUUCAAUUACUCCUUUGACCGAAGAUACAACAAAUGUUACUUUCUUCAAGCAAAGUGUAAACGCAAGAAAUCACUCUCGCCUGAUGCAUCCUCAGAAAUUGCUGAAGGUACAAAAAAAAGGAAAACACACAAAUGAUAUUAAUAUCGCCUUUUCCGCAAGUAAGUCUGCCAUAUCGUCAAUAUUUCAGGAAAUCGCUACACGAAAGGCCGAAUGGAAUACGAAAACUGAUCGUGAUGCGCAAGCAUUGUUAGAAAAGAAACUAGCUGCCGAAGAAGAUGAUGAAGACGAUCUUUAUAAAGGUCAAAAUGCUUAUAAAAGCAUAUAUAAAAAAACGGCUGGUCCAAUUCGUGUCACUUUACGAUUUGAUUAUCAACCAGAUAUAUGUAAAGAUUAUAAAGAAAGAGAAUGGGAAGAAAUGCAAGGAAAAAUUAGACAAGAUAAAAGCGAAUUUCUUAUCGAAAGUAGUGAUGAAAGCGAUGAAGAAUUGCCUUUUGCUU